This is a messenger RNA of Acaulospora morrowiae, 201 nucleotides long. NCBI's taxonomy places the organism in Eukaryota, Fungi, Glomeromycota, Glomeromycetes, Diversisporales, Acaulosporaceae. The record is from the annotation of a GenBank genome assembly.
GAUGUUAUUAUCCAAGUUGAACCAAGAGUUAUUUACCAACAAAAUUGGAAUAAAAAAACCGAUCAUACACAUUACCGAAAUCAGAAAGUUUUAGAGAAACUUACAGACUCCGGUUUGGAUCUGAAAUGGGAAGGAAACAGAGAUUAUAGCGAUGGAAAAGAGUCAGAAUAUCAAGGUUUAUUUAAUGAUCUGUUGUGGUAA